Messenger RNA from Dentiscutata erythropus, 3918 nucleotides. The record is from the annotation of a GenBank genome assembly. Lineage: Eukaryota; Fungi; Glomeromycota; Glomeromycetes; Diversisporales; Gigasporaceae.
AUGAGUAAUUCUUCACCAUUUUGUUCAUUCCAUCCUGAUGAAAGAUACACAACUCGUAUCAAAAAUAUUUUAACCGAAUAUCCGGAUGGAUCUCAAAUUCUUAGGGAAAUUUUACAAAAUUCUGAUGACGCGAAAAGCACAGUACAAACUUUCAUUUUAGAUCAUAAUACUUAUCCUACCGAAAAGUUAUGUGAUUCAAGACUUGAUAGAUAUCAAGGUCCCGCGCUUUUGGCUAUUAAUGAUAGUAUUUUUCAACCUGAUGAUUUUAAAUCUCUGUUAAGUUUGGCCAAUAGCGAAAAAAGGAAUAAAUUUGAUAAAAUUGGAGUAAUGGGUAUCGGAUUUAAUUCAGUUUUUCAUAUUACUGAUGUCGCAUCCAUUAUUUCUGGAUCAUCUUACGUUCUUAUUGAUCCUCAUGCGCGUGGAUAUUGUAAUUUGCCACCCGGUCAACGAGGUUUCAAGGCAGAUUUUGUGGAGUAUGAUCUAGUUAAAAAUUACCCCGAUCAAUUCAAGCCAUUUUCAGUAGCUUUAAAUAAUACCCUCGAUGGAUUUUAUAAUGGAACAAUAUUUCGAUACUCCCUUAGAACGGAAACAGACGCUGCUGAAUCAGAAAUUUCCAAUAAAAUAUGCCAAAUUAAAAAAAUGGAAGAAUUAUUCAAGACAUUUUAUCAUGUUGAUAAUAUUACCUGUCUCAUGUUCUUAAAAUAUAUUGAAAAGAUAACGUUUUACGAGAUUAAAAAAGGACAUACAAUUCCUGAACUCUUGUAUAAAAUUGAUAUCACCAAUGCUAAAGAAAUAUCAAAUAAGAGAAAGUUAUUAGCAAAUAAUAUAAUGUCUAUGAUAACUUCUCCAUUAACAUCUGGAACUUUUGAAACUAUUUAUAAAAUGAAAUUUUGUCAAAGUUCCGCUCAAGGUAAUAAUAUUAGUGAAUGGCUAAUUAUCAAUUACAUUGCUGAUGUAAAUGAUGAAAAUUAUAUCAAAUUUAAAACUUAUAUUCGUGAUUGUAAGUUUGUGCCAAAUGUUGGGUUAGCUGCACGAAUCGAUGAUGUAUCAAAGAACUUAGGAAAGCUUUACUGCUUUUUACCUUUACCUGGAAAUAAGGAUGACUUUUCUGUUUCUAUUAAUGGAUGUUUCGCUGUUAGUAAAAAUAGAAGGCACUUGGAAGCUUCUAUGGAUGAUGAUCUGGUUAUUCCGAUAGCAUGGAAAAAACUUUUAUCACAAGCAGCAGAAAAUGUAUCAUUUGAACAAAUUUAUACACUUUGGCCAAUUCCUAAAGAUGGACUCUCUCAAAGAUUAGACGAAAACAGUUGUUUGUGGGCAAAUCUUUUACAAAAUGUUAUCAAUCAGAUUGAUCCUAAACUUUACGUUUUUCGUGGUCCAUCCAAAUAUUUAUCAAUAAAUGAUGGAUACUUAAUUGAUAAGAAAUUUGUCAAAUCAACAAUUCUAUCUGAAAUAUUGACUAAAUUGGAGUUUCCUAUUUUUGUGAAUACUCCAGAAUCUAUUGUUAGUAAAUUGGAACAAAAUGUCUCGAAACAUAAAAGAAUUUUGAAAUAUAUUACUCCAGAAAUUGUUUGUGAAUAUAUUCAUCUUAGUAUAAACAGGUUAAAUAAUCUUGAUCGUCAAGAAAAAUUAAUUUUAUUGGAAUAUGCUCUUGGAGUUAAUGACAUUUCUAAACUUCAUGGUCUUCCUCUACUUCCAAUUGGAAAUCAAACCUUUGCUACUUUUAAUUCACAUCAAAAUCGUAAUAAAUUUUAUAUAACUAGUCAAAAUGAACACACACUUCUUAAUGAUGAUCAUCUAGGAAUAAUUGUAGAUACAACAAUCGAAGAGAAACUUUUACAGACAUUGCAAAAUUAUGCAAAAAAUAAUGAGAAUAUCAAUAUUCGAAUUCUUUCAGAAGUCGAUUUUGCAGAAUUGCUUAAAAAAUCGGUGCUAUUACAUCAAAAAUCUUCCGAAAAUUCUCAAGAAAUGAUAAUGGAAAAGAAUAAAAUGCAAUGGAUUUACAAGAUUUGGGAUCAUUUACAACAAACUGAUAGAGACCUACAAAAUUUUUCGGAUAUUUAUCUUUUACCAAUUGACAAUAAUGACAAUAAUAUCGAUAAUGAUAAUAUUAUUUUGAGGAAACUAAGUACAUCACCAAAAUGUCUACGUCGUUUAUCAAGUAAAUCAACCUCAUUUCUUCGGGAUUUAAUUCCAACGUUAAUAUUAUUGGGUUCAACAUUCGUGGAUGUUGAAUUUGAAAAUAAAAUAGUUUCAAAAUAUGAAAGGCUUAGAAACUAUGUAAUUGAGAUUAAUAAUGUUACGGCCGUCUUCUCAUCUUUCAGGGAAAACUCUUCUUUCCCACUAAACAUCACUCAAUCUGUUUUUUCAGAUUCUCAGAAAAAAGGGUUAAUUAGUUAUAUUGGUGCUUAUUUGCGGCAUGAAUCUUCUUUUGAUCAGAAAAUAGUAGAUGUUAUCAAGUACAUUCCAAUAUUUAAUCAAAUAAAUAGUGAUAAAUCUAUAAGCAUUAAUUCAUUAGAAGUUUCUGGAAAGAAUUAUUAUUUACUUCCCAAACAAGAAGAAUUAUCAUGCGGGAUCAUUAUUUCACCUUUUGCAUUUUUGGAAGCUCACACAUCUGAUGAUAUUCGGUUUAUUCUUGAGAAAAUAAUUAAAGUUAAACGAUUAGAUCAAUUAGAAUAUUGGAAAGAUCAUGUCAUUUCAUAUUUAGAUUCUCAAUCUCCUGAUAUUAUGGAUCAAGUAAUUGUAAUGCUUUUUGAGAAAUGGAAAAUUAUUAAACCUUUUCUCAACGAUCUUUCCAAAAUAGCAUUUGUUAAAACUUCUUCAGAUCGGAAAAAGCCAAUCGAAGUUUUUGAUCCUGAUAUUGUUUAUAUCAAAAAUUUAUUCUUUACAAAUGAACCAUUCUUUCCUAUAAAAGAUUAUCCAACUCAAGAUUAUCUUUUUAAAUUACGUGAAUUGGGAAUGAAAAGAUCAAUGACUGGUACAGAUCUUAUUGAUCGAAUAGAAAAAUAUAAAUCAAGAUUAUGUGAAGAUGAGAUUGUUUUUGUUCACAAUAAAUCAUUUUUACUUUUAAAAUAUAUUGAUGAACAUUAUCAAGAUUUGAAAGAUGAUAUUUUAUUACGAGAAAAGCUUCAAACAGAAACAUGGAUUCCAACUUUAACCUCAGAAUCAGAUAAUAAACGUACCUUCUCAAAAGCUUCAGAUUGUCGAGAUAAUUUAUAUAAAGAUUUAAUUUCAUAUACAAUGCCAAUAGUUGAUUAUAUGAUCGUUAACGAUAAAUUACGUCAGUCUCUUGGAUGGGAUACUAUUCUACCCACAGAAAUUGUAAUAAAACAAUUAUUACAUUUGGUAAAUUUAAUGAAUCAACCAAGAAAGCAUUUGAUGAAUAAUCUUAGAAAUCGAAUAAAUGCAAAUUACAAACAUUUCAAUAAAAUAAUUAAUCAACCAGAUGGAGAAAUUCAUUUAGCAAUUUUAAAACAAAAUUUAGCAAAAGAACAGUGGAUUCUGAAUGAGUUAGAUGAUAGUAAUAUCUACACAAUCGAUGAAGUGGUAUUUUCUCUUCCUAAUUUUAUUCCGAGUGGUUAUUGGGUUCCGAUUUCUCGGUAUAAUAGAGUGAAUUAUUCGACACUCUUUGAGAAGCUUGGUGUUAAAAAAACACUUGAUAUCCAAGAUUUUAUUCGAAUACUUCAAAAUGUUAAUUUUUCAAGUCCUAGACAAAGAGUCAAUAUAAUAACUAUAAUUGAUGUAUUGUCAAAAAUUAAUGACGCAAUGAAAGAUUUUAAUAUUAUAGCCCAUUCAGAAAUUUCAAAAAAUUUAGCAAAAAGGUUAAAACUUAAAAAUUUAAGCGAAGUUUUGUUAAAAAAUUUGAAAUUUGAUUUUGGACAAAAUGAACAAGUGACUACAAGACUGAAAAAUAUUCUUAGG